AUGAGCAGUGUUGAUGUUAGAAAGAAGGGCGUGUCUGAAAUGCGUAAAAUACUUGAGAACUAUGAUAAAGAUGAAGCUAACAAGCAAUCUAGUUUCCAAAUGAGGAAUCUAUUUCCUUUCGAUAAAACUGUCUUUAGUGAUUACAAAGAAGUUGGUGAUACGUUAAGAGAUACUUUUCACAUUGGAGAUUCUAAAACUAUAGAAUCCUUUUUAGAUAAGAAAGGGCCUGAUAUUGUGAAAGACAUUUUUGAUGAAAGUGUGAAAAUAUAUGUCUCAUUACAAUGCGAAAUGAAACAAGAAGGUACAGAAAAUAAGGAUAUAGUCCAUCUAAAUACAGCUAACGAAAUAGUGAAUCCGGCGGAUGAUAGAAAAGUCUUUUAUGAAAAAUUAAAAUCAGAUUUAGUAAAUAGAUUAGAACAUUAUCAAGGUAAAGGUUCUGGUUUUAGACUAAAUAGAAUUAUUGGUUUAAGAAUGUUUCAAACUAAGAUUAAGCCAUUAUCAGGAUCAAAAUAUAUUGAAUUACCAGAUUGGUUAAAAAAUAAGAAAGCCGUAGUUAAUAUUCAGAAUAAAGAUGUAAAAUGUUUUAUGUGGUGUAUUUUAGCUCACUUAUAUCCAGUGGAUCAAAAUCCUGAACGAGUAAGUAAAUAUAAGGAUCACAUUUCUAAAAUUAAUUUCGAAGGUUUCGAAUUUCCUUUCCAAGUUAAAGAUGUAGAUAAGUUUGAGAAGAGAAAUAACUUGGCUGUUAAUAUUGUAACUCAUGAUGUCUCAGGGCCAGCAAUAAUUGAGUCAUAUAAAGUAUCUAAAAACAUCAACGUAGAUUUAAGUAGAGUGAUAAACCUUUUGCUUGUCACUGAUUGUUCUGGAGAAGGAGUUCAGGAAACACAAAAACAUAGAUAUGUCUGCUAUGCAGAUUUUGAAUCUGUUAUCUAUAAAAUUGAUUCUGUUAACAAUUCUCGUAACAAAUCUUGGAGUGAGAAUGUUGGUAAGCAUAAGGCCUCUGCUUUCUGUGUAAUUGUUGUGGAUUCUUUCACUCAGAGUAUUUACGAAAUGAAGAGCUAUGUUGGAUAUAAUACUAUUACAAAAUUCAAUGAGUAUAUCUUAGAUGUGUGUGAGCGAUUAUUGAGUAUGCCUGAUAUGGAAAUGAAAAAUUUAACCAAUGAAGAGUGGAAAGAAUAUGACAGCUGUAAUUCAUGUCCUCAGUGUGAGAAUGUGUUUGAUGGGGAUAAAGUUAAAGAUCAUGAUCAUUGGACUGGAUUAUACAGAGGACCUCUAUGUAACUCUUGUAACUUGUUGAAACAGAAAAAUAAAUUUAUACCAGUGUUUUUCCACAAUCUUAAAGGCUAUGACUCACAUCAUAUAAUUAGUGAUGAGGAAUCAAGCAAACUAUUGAAGGAAAAA
Molecule: messenger RNA, 1398 nt
Organism: Caenorhabditis briggsae
Lineage: Eukaryota; Metazoa; Nematoda; Chromadorea; Rhabditida; Rhabditidae
Exons: 2
Source: RefSeq, a predicted model, not a curated record